CACCAGAUUCGAAUCCCAUUUUCGUUUCAAUCUCUAUAGGUUCUUGGUUGAUUUUGCUUCUGAGAGAGGCCAGAUCCGAAGUUUCUCGAACGAAUUCGAAGAAUAAUAAUGUCGGUGAGGCAUGGGCAAUCGUCGUAUCGAGAUCGGACGGGCGAAUUUUUCAAAAUUGUGGAGAGUCUAAGGGGAUCGAUUGCUCCGGCGGCGAAUAGUAAUGUGCCGUAUGGUAAUAAUAGAAGCGACGGUGGGAGAAGAGAGGAUCUGAAUAAACGAUCUGAGUUCAACAGGAGAGCUGCUCAGAUUGGUUUAGCUAUUAAUCAGACCUCGCAGAAGCUCUCGAAGCUUGCGAAACUUGCAAAGAAGACAUCAGUUUUUGAUGAUCCGACUCGGGAGAUACAAGAGCUGACAGUAGUCGUCAAGCAAGAGAUCUCUGCUUUAAAUACUGCUCUUAUCGACCUUCAAGUGUUCCGCAGCUCUCAGAAUGAUGAAGGGAAUAACUCUAGAGAUAGGGAUAAAACUACUUUCUCAGCAACAGUUGUUGACGAUCUAAAGAAUCGUCUGAUGGACACUACCAAAGAGUUUAAGGAUGUUCUUACUAUGAGAACUGAGAACAUGAAGAUCCAUGAAAAUCGAAGGCAACUUUUCUCUUCAAACGCUUCAAAAGAAUCAACAAACCCAUUCGUUCGCCAGCGCCCUUUGGCUGCUAAGGCUGCUGCUGCUAGUGAAUCUGCUCCUCUUCCAUGGGCAAAUGGGGCUUCUUCAUCGUCAUCUCAGUUAGUCCCAUGGAAGCAGGGAGAGGCCGAAUCUUCACCAUUGUUGCAGCAGAGUCAACAACAACAACAACAGCAACAGAUGGUCCCCUUGCAAGACACAUAUAUGCAGAGCCGAGCUGAAGCUCUACACAACGUCGAAUCAACAAUCCAUGAGCUAGGCAGUAUCUUCACACAACUAGCAACCAUGGUUUCCCAGCAAGGGGAGAUUGCUAUCAGGAUCGAUCAAAACAUGGAAGAUACAUUAGCGAAUGUGGAAGGCGCACAGAGCCAACUGGCCAGGUAUCUCAACAGUAUAUCGUCAAACAGAUGGCUGAUGAUGAAGAUUUUCUUCGUACUCAUUGCAUUUCUCAUGAUUUUCCUCUUCUUCGUGGCGUAAACAUUGAGUUCUGAAAAUUGAUUUUAAAAGAGUUUCAACAUCUAGACGAGCUUCUUCUUCUUUCUUUUUUUCUUGUCGUAUCCUAUUGACAUGUAAAGACUAAAAGAGAAAAAAAAGGAUCUUGUGCUCUGUUCAGAUUAAUAGAGAUAUAUAAUGUCACUUCCAUGUAAAAUUGCUUUCAAGUUUUCCAAACAAUUUUUUGUGAUUCUGCUUCUC
This is a messenger RNA of Capsella rubella, 1362 nucleotides long. RefSeq names its product syntaxin-32. Gene Ontology annotation, molecular function: SNARE binding; SNAP receptor activity. Gene Ontology annotation, cellular component: Golgi membrane; SNARE complex; endomembrane system. The record is from RefSeq and is a predicted model, not a curated record. The transcript is spliced from 5 exons. Bases 109 to 1146 code for a protein of 345 amino acids. Gene Ontology annotation, biological process: intracellular protein transport; vesicle fusion; endoplasmic reticulum to Golgi vesicle-mediated transport. Lineage: Eukaryota; Viridiplantae; Streptophyta; Magnoliopsida; Brassicales; Brassicaceae.